GUGUGUUGUUCGUAAAUCAAGAUGGCGGUGUCUCCUGACAGCGGAGUGCUCUCCUAUAGUGUUUAUAAAUGGAGCUCGUACUCCUCUACGUAUUUACCCGAGAAUGUUUUAGUGGACAAACCUAAUGAUCAAUCUUCCAGGUGGUCAUCUGAGAGCAACUACCCUCCGCAGUACCUAAUCUUAAAACUGGAGAGACCAGCUAUUGUUCUGAGCAUCACCUUUGGCAAAUAUGAAAAAACCCAUGUGUGCAACCUGAAGAAGUUCAAGGUGUUUGGUGGCAUGAGUGAAGAAAACAUGACGGAACUCUUGUCCAGUGGCCUUAAGAAUGACUUCAACAAGGAGACAUUCACACUAAAGCACAAGAUCGAUGAGCAGAUGUUCCCCUGCAGGUUCAUUAAAAUAGUGCCUCUGAUGUCGUGGGGGCCCAGUUUUAACUUCAGCAUCUGGUAUAUUGAGUUACACGGCAUAGAAGAUCCAGAUGUUGUCCAGCCCUGCCUUAACUGGUACAGUAAGUACCGUGAACAGGAGGCCAUCCGCCUGUGUCUGAAACACUUCCGUCAGCACAACUACACGGAAGCCUUCGAGUCCCUGCAAAAGAAAACACGCAUCGCCCUGGAGCAUCCCAUGCUCACACACCUUCACGAGCGGCUGGUCCUGAGAGGAGACUUUGAUGCCUGUGAAGAGCUCAUAGACAAAGCCGUGAGAGAUGGUUUGUUUAAUCAGUACAUCAGCCAACAGGAUUAUAAACCACGUUGGAGUCAGAUCAUCCCCAAAUGUAACAAAGGUGAUGGUGAUGAUAACAGGCCUGGCAUGAGAGGAGGUCAUCAAAUGGUCAUUGAUGUUCAGACAGAAACCGUGUAUCUGUUUGGAGGCUGGGAUGGAACGCAGGACUUGGCCGACUUCUGGGCCUACAGUGUGAAGGAGAACCAAUGGGCCUGUAUCUCCAGGGACACAGAGAAAGAGAAUGGACCCACUGCUCGCUCAUGCCACAAGAUGUGCAUCGAUUCACAACGGAGGCAGAUCUACACGCUGGGCCGUUAUCUGGACUCCUCUGUCAGAAACAGCAAGUCCCUGAAGAGUGACUUCUACUGCUAUGACAUUGACGUCAACACGUGGACCCUGCUCAGUGAGGACACGUCUGCCGAUGGGGGGCCCAAACUUGUGUUUGACCACCAGAUGUGCAUGGACUCCGAGAAGCACAUGAUAUACACUUUUGGCGGACGGAUUCUGACUUGCAACGGCAGUGUUGAUGACAGCAGAACGUCUGAACCUCAGUUCAGCGGGCUCUACGCAUAUCACUGUCAAGCUGGAAGCUGGAGUCUGCUCAGAGAGGACUCGUGUAACGCCGGGCCAGAGGACAUCCAGUCACGCAUCGGACACUGCAUGCUCUUCCACACGAGAAAUCGUUGCCUGUACGUUUUCGGAGGUCAGAGGUCCAAAACUUACUUGAAUGAUUUCUUCAGUUACGAUGUUGAUGGUAACCAUGUGGAGAUCAUCUCAGAUGGCACCAAGAAGGACUCAGGCAUGGUGCCAAUGACGGGGUUCACACAGCGUGCCACUAUUGACCCGGAGCUGAACGAGAUUCAUGUUCUAUCAGGACUCAGCAAAGACAAAGACAAACGUGAGGAGAACGUACGCAACUCAUUCUGGAUCUACGACAUUGCACGCAACAACUGGUCUUGUGUUUAUAAGAAUGACCAGGCGGUGAAAGAAAACCCCACUAAGGCCCUGCAGGAAGAAGAACCAUGUCCUCGUUUUGCACACCAGCUAGUCUAUGAUGAAUUGCACAAGGUGCAUUACCUUUUCGGUGGAAACCCUGGGAAGUCCAGCUCUCCUAAAAUGCGAUUGGAUGAUUUCUGGUCCCUAAAGCUUUGCCGACCUUCCAAAGAAUAUCUGCUUCGACACUGCAAAUAUCUCAUUCGCAAAUACAGGUUUGAGGAGAAGGCUCAGACGGAGCCCCUGAAUGCACUGAAGUAUCUACAGAAUGACCUGUCUCUUACCGUAGACCAUUCAGAUCCUGAUGAGACGAAAGAGUUCCAGCUCUUGCCCUCUGCUCUGUUCAAAUCCAGCUCAGACUUCAUUCCUCUAGGAUUUUCAGACGUGGAUCAGACGUACGCCCAGCGCACACAGCUCUUUGACACGCUUGUUAACUUCUUCCCCGACAAUAUGACCCCGCCCAAGGGUAACCUUGUUGACCUCAUCACCAUGUAGCCAUGCCCACACACAUUAAACCACACCCUCUGAAGCCUCUCAGACUCCUCCCACCCAAAACCAGAAUUAUUUUUCUACAUGUUCCAUGCGAGGUGUGCCAUGCCCACCUGUUUUUCCACUUCUACAGACCACUUAAACAUCACUGAUACAUAUUUAAAAUGCAAAAAUAUACUUUUCUACUCUGAAGUGCCAGGGUUUUUUUUUUUUUUUAAAGUGGUGUCCCAGUGAAUAGAAGUUGAAAUUCUACAUAUCUGCCAAAAUACAAAGUUUUUUUUUUUUUUAUCUGCUUAGUUCCAAGUCUAUUUCAGUUUUAUCAUUUGAGUUUUUUUCUCUUGAUUAUAGUCUCUUGAUUUCUCUUGGUUGAAAUAUCCAAGUCAUAAAUCUGAACAGUUUACAUUGUAAAAGGAGUGGAUUUGAUUUAUGAACAAUUUGUGAUCAAAAGGGGUUCCUUUCCACCUUGCUCUCUUAAAUCCCUUUUUUAUGGAUAAACAUACGUGCGUAAAGCUGGUCAAGGCGGUAGAAGCAAAGAUCAGAGCUGCCUCCCAGAGUCUGUUUUCUGAUUCCAGAGGCUGUUAAUGGAGUCAGUUGAUUACAUUUUUGAUUUAUCAAAUGUGAACCACUCUUAGGCAUAUGUCCAUUCUCAAUACUGGAUUUAGAUGCUGGCUUCCAUUUUAAAUUGAGUGCUGCUAUUGGAUGCUGUCAUGACAUCAUUGUUUCUUCAAUAGUGAUUAGACAUCGAACACCACAACUACAAGUUGCCAUCCACAAAUCUGGCAAGGAAUAUAAAAACAUGUUUAAAGGUAAAUGUGUAGUGUACACAUUUAGAUGCACAAGAAAUGUUUUCCACUGUGUGUGUGUGUGUGUGUGUGUGUGUGUGUGUGUGUGUGUGUGUGUGUGUGUGUGUGUGUGUGUAAAGGAAGGCAAAAAUUGGUAGCACUUUUAUAACAGAUCAUUACACUUAUAUCUAUUAGAAAGAUACUCUGACCACCUUACCACAAUUGGAAAAAAAUGAAGAAGUGGGUAAAUGAAUCCCAUUGAGUUCUUGAAGUUCUCUAGCAAUGUAGAUUGCUGAUUGUGUUUGCUAAAGGUUUUGUCCACGUGUGGCUGCUUUUUUCUGAAAUUCGAUAUAGUCCGGUUCCAUACUGCUAUGUUACAUAGACUGUUCAGCUUUCAAUGUGAAACUUACUGGUACCAGCUCAAAGGAGCUUUAUUUGGACCACUGAAUACUGAAUUGCCCCUCACUAUUUAUUACUAUUAAUAUUAAUUAUUAUUAUAAUUUCAUUGAGAUGUUUAUGUGCCCUUCAUUCCGUAUGAGUUUUAGAUUGUUUACAAUCCUGGACAGACAGACAAAAGCAUGUUGGAGGGUUGUCUUCCAUGUGGUUAAGUGUGUAAAUGAGCGGUGCAUAUCUUUUUUUGAAGCUCAGAAAACUUGCGCUGCAUUUGUUUGUCACAUUAGUUUGACAAAAGUUUUGUUUUUCUCCCUGUGCACAAUGAGUAUGAAGUGUUUGCCCUAUUCUUAUGGAAAAAUAUUCCUGUAAUUCAUUUUAAAUUUGCUUUAGACUUGACCUAACCCAUGCAAAAAGUUUUUAAAGGCUUAAAGAACAAUGUGAACUAUGCUUCAUUCUGCUUAGUGAGGUUCUCCCAACCUCACUAGGUGUCAUGGUUCAGUCCCUCUGAACUCAGUAUUAGCUUUUGUUUUGGUUCUGUGCAGUGAGAUGUAUAUCUGUAUAGAUAUACCUAAAGGGUUAGCUCACCCAAAUAUGAAAGUUCUGUCAUAAUUCACUCCCCCUCAUGUUGUUCUAAACCCACAUGACUUGCUUUUUUCAGUGCUAUGAAAGUGAAUGGUGAAUGACGGGGUAACAUUCAGCCUUACAUCACCUUUUAUGUUCCACGGAAGAAAGCAAGUCAUAUGGGUUUGGAACAACAUGAGGGUGAGUUUUCAUUUUGGGUGAACUAUCCUUGGGAACUCACCAGAGUGGAAAUGUGACAUCUCCAUGAUUAGCCCAUUUGUGAUUUGUUUGAUUAAUCGUGAUCGAUUUCCUUCCUGGAAUGGAAAUUAUUUGCGUGUUCACGAUUUGGAUUUCAGGGCUUUCUUUGACUUUAGUUGUUAGAAUUGUCUUUAUGCCAGGAAGAAAUGGGAAAAAAAUUAAAUCAAGGAUAAACUAGAGGAUUUACACUUAUAACCAGAGAAUUAUCUCUCAGUCAAUGCCAAAUACAUUUUCUUGCUUUUGGUGUACAUUUCUGAAGUAUCAGAGAUGAAAUUUCAGGUUCUCUUUUCCUCCUUCCUGGAAAUUCUCAUCUCUGUGCGUCCCCUCAGCUCUUGAGCGUGGACGGUGAGAUGUCAGCACUACACUGUGGCUCUCAUGAAUGUGUAGAAACUAUUAAAGAACUGCAUUGUAUGUAAUGUACAUAAAGAAUAAAGAUUGUAUUUUGUUCAA
Myxocyprinus asiaticus (Chinese sucker) is the source of this 4649-nucleotide messenger RNA. Its product is annotated as muskelin-like. The transcript is spliced from 18 exons. Gene Ontology annotation, cellular component: cytoplasm. The coding region runs from base 22 to 2211 and encodes 729 amino acids. Gene Ontology annotation, molecular function: protein binding. NCBI's taxonomy places the organism in Eukaryota, Metazoa, Chordata, Actinopteri, Cypriniformes, Catostomidae. The record is from RefSeq and is a predicted model, not a curated record.